GUCAAGCCAUAUUUCACUCCCCAGCAACAAAUGACCUCACCUCCUUCCUGGAGAACUGGUAAUACACCCCCAAAGAGUAGUGGAACGUCAUCGGCAGGCAAGUCCAGCUCCAAGCUGGAACAACAAAACAGGGAAAACGAAAACAAGAUUGCCGAGUUAUUAGAGGAGAUGUCACGUCACAGUGAGAAUUCCAGGUCACAGAUUGAUGAAUUGGAUAUGUUUUCGGACCCGGAGGCUGAAGAUAUCUCCAUAGCUAAUGAUGAUGAGGAGGAGAGUCAGGCUGCACUGAGGAUAAUACAGAUGGAGUAUGUAUCACCGGAAGUGAAGAAGUCCGACAACUGUGGGGCGCUGGUCCGUGUCGUGACUUCAGAUAGAGAACUCUUCAACAUCAAGCUAGAAGGAGAACACAUCCUGAACUCAUGGGAAGUGGUUAUUGAUAAGGAACUUUCAGAAAAGUUGGCUGCAGAGGAUAUUUCCAAUUUCAUACUGGUGGACCAAAACGGUGAUCCCUUGGAUUUGACGGAGAACCCCACCCGUGGCGAACAGACAAUCUAUGUUAGGGAACCUGACGCAGAAAGUCCCUGGAGUUGUCAGGGCACUGUUAUACAGAGAGCUAAUUUUUACUAGUUCUGGUCAGAUGGACAACAUAUAGUCUUGGUUUUCACUUAGACAUAAUCCUUAAUAAAUAUUAUGUAAACCAGUGUUUGAUACUAGUUUACUUGAUAACUGGUAUUGUCAAAUAAGUACUUCUUUUUCAUCAAUUCUUCUGAUGAGUCUUGAUCACAAGGCUGUUUUUUUCUAAAUGAAAGAAAGAUAUCUUAAUAUGUUCUAUGAAUUACCCUACAGACCACCUGUCUAUAACAACCGCCUGUCUAUAACAACCACCUGUAUAUAACAUCCACCUGUCUAUAACAACCACCUGUCUAUAACAACC
Messenger RNA from Pecten maximus, 934 nucleotides. RefSeq lists its product as uncharacterized. The transcript has 4 exons. The record is from RefSeq and is a predicted model, not a curated record. Lineage: Eukaryota; Metazoa; Mollusca; Bivalvia; Pectinida; Pectinidae. Bases 31 to 627 code for a protein of 198 amino acids.